AUUCAUCGUUAAUUACUGUCAAGGCCGCUAUGAUCGGCUGGGAGCAUUUACCAGUAUUUUUUCUCGAAAAUGUAAUGAUUUACUUAAGUUUGAGUGACUUUUUAAAGGGCGCAUUAACAUGUAAAAGUUGGUUCUCCGUUUUUGAGGAUGAAAAUUCCGAAGUAUGGCGUUAUCUCUGCAGCAAGAAAAUGAACGAGGAAAUAAUGAAAUCUGACAUUUGUAUGAAUUUACCAACUUAUAAAUCAAAAUUAAGAGCUUGCUACUACGCUUGGAACCCAUUAGACUGUUCUAGGAAUAUGUAUGUAAAAGCCAAUAAUUUUACAAUACAUAGAAAUCCUGUUGCUCAGAGUACAGACGGGUGUAGGGGUAAAUUUGGAGCCACCUAUGGUCGACAUUGCUGGGAAAUUUGGUGGGAAGGACCCUUAGGAACAGUUGCUGUAGUUGGAGUAGCCUUAAAGCAAGCAGUUAUGCAAUGCCACGGCUACAUUCCUCUCUUAGGAAGUGAUAAUAAUAGCUGGGGUUGGAAUAUAGUUGACAAUCAUAUUCUACACAACGGUAUAAUUCAGGGUAACUAUCCAGCUUUAAACAAUGCUCCAAAAUAUCAAGUUGGAGAUAGGAUAAGAUUAAUGGUAGACUGUGAAAAGAGAACUGUUCAUUUUGAAAAAAAUUAUGAAUUCUUAGGAGUUGCAUUUAAAGGGCUACCAGAAGGUGUUAGUUUCUUUCCAGCAAUAUCUGCCGUUUAUGGAAAUACAGAAGUAUCUAUGGUUUAUUUGGGACCACCACUAGAUGGAUGACUUAAACAAAGAAUCGUUCAACUGAAAUGUAGUCAACUAUAUUUUCUUAUAUACGUAUUUUUUAUUAUUAUUGAUUAGAUAUAGAGAAAGUUAUAUGAAUCUACACAACGUAGUAGUGUUUACUUUUGUAAUGUUCCAAUCUAAGUCAAUUGUAUGUAUAUAUAUUUUUUUGUCUAUUUACACUAAUAACUUGGUGUUUCUUUUUAUGACACAAAUCAUCCGAAGAUUCCAUUUUAUUUACAUUUUUGAUAAUAGGACAAAAAAAAUAAUACAAACGCAUUUAGCACAUGAUGAUUGCUAGCUUUCGUUUAAAGGGCUAGUAAUUAUUCCAAAUUACCUCAGUAUUGCAGACAAAGUGUCGAUAUAAUGAAAAUAUAUUGAUAUAUCAUUUUUUUAAAAGCAACUUUUGUCUACCUGAUUGUUAUUUGUUAAUAAAUCAGUUAUGAAAUUUA
Molecule: messenger RNA, 1246 nt
Organism: Dimorphilus gyrociliatus
Lineage: Eukaryota; Metazoa; Annelida; Polychaeta; Dinophilidae
Source: the annotation of a GenBank genome assembly